Conger conger (European conger) is the source of this 2162-nucleotide messenger RNA. It is a transcript of the gene rad23b, whose product is annotated as RAD23 homolog B, nucleotide excision repair protein. Gene Ontology annotation, biological process: proteasome-mediated ubiquitin-dependent protein catabolic process; nucleotide-excision repair. The transcript is spliced from 10 exons. Gene Ontology annotation, cellular component: cytosol; nucleoplasm. The coding region runs from base 172 to 1398 and encodes 408 amino acids. Gene Ontology annotation, molecular function: proteasome binding; ubiquitin binding; polyubiquitin modification-dependent protein binding. Lineage: Eukaryota; Metazoa; Chordata; Actinopteri; Anguilliformes; Congridae. The record is from RefSeq and is a predicted model, not a curated record.
UGUAUUCCCUUUCAGGGCCAGGUUUGUUUAUGCCCAAAAAAAUUACAGAAAAAAUGGCAGCGGACAGGCUGUAAUGAGCUAGCAGAAAGAGUCUGGAAAUAUACGCGUACAUUUUAAAAGAAUCCAGGGAGUCCAUAGACUAGUGAGACAGAGUACUCGCACGUCGCCAAAAUGCAGAUCACUUUGAAAACCCUGCAGCAGCAAACGUUUAAAAUCGACAUAGACGGAGAGGAGACGGUAAAGGCACUGAAGGAAAAAAUUGAGAAUGAGAAGGGAAGAGAUGGCUUUCCAGUCGCCGGACAGAAGUUGAUAUAUGCCGGAAAAAUCCUUAAUGAUGACACCGCACUCAAGGAGUACAAGAUUGAUGAGAAGAACUUUGUGGUUGUCAUGGUGGCUAAGCCGAAAGCAGCAGCAGCAGCAGCAUCAUCAUCAGCUGCCCAGCCCUCCCCCGCUCCCGCGGCUUCGGCUUCGGCCCCGACCCCGGCCAGCCCCGCCACGGCACCCACUCCCGCCCCUGCCGCCUCCACCACUGACGACGCCCCGCCCAAAAGCAAAGAGGAGCAGCCGGCUGAGGAGAAGCCCGCCGAGAGCCCUGCGCCUGCUUCCUCUCCCGUUAGCUCAUCAAGUCCCUUGACUAAUGUGAACAUUUUUGAAGAGGCCACCUCUGCUCUUGUGACCGGGCAGUCGUAUGAGAACAUGGUGACAGAGAUCAUGCUGAUGGGGUAUGAGAGAGAGCAGGUGGUGGCGGCUCUGAGGGCCAGCUUCAACAACCCGGACCGAGCGGUGGAGUACCUGCUCACCGGUCUUCCAGCUGAGGAGGAGAGUCACACAGUGGCCAGCCCAGUUGUUCCCCCCUCAGGGGGGGCUCUUGCAGGCACCACAGGGACCCUGUCCUCACCCUCUAGUGGCACCCCCACAUCGCCCACUAGUGCCUCUGGGGUUAACCCUCUGGAGUUCCUGAGGAACCAGCCGCAGUUCCAGCAGAUGAGGCAGAUCAUUCAGCAGAACCCGUCCCUGCUGCCCGCCUUGCUGCAGCAGAUCGGGAGGGAGAAUCCACAGCUGCUGCAGCAAAUCAGCAGUCAUCAAGAGCAGUUCAUCCAGAUGCUGAACGAGCCUGUGCAGGAGGCUGGCCAGGGUGGAGGCGGUGGAGGAGGAGGAGGUGGAGGUGGAGGUGGAGGAGGAGGAGGAGGAGGGGGAGGGGGGGGGGUGGCGGCCGAGGCAGGAGGCGGUGGGCACAUGAACUACAUCCAGGUCACUCCCCAGGAGAAGGAAGCCAUUGAGAGGCUAAAAGCACUAGGAUUUCCUGAAGGACUUGUCAUACAGGCUUACUUUGCCUGUGAGAAGAACGAGAACCUGGCAGCAAACUUCCUUUUACAACAGAACUUUGAUGAUGAUUAAAGGGAGAUGUGGGAAUUUUGUUCAGAUUUUUUUUUCUUUUUAUGAUUUAUCAUUGGAGGGGGUUGGGGAAGGCCUUUGAUUUUUCUAGAUCUUACGUCAAUUUAUCAGCUUGGUAACACUGGAUCAACAUCUGUGUGAGAGAAAGAACCCGUUUCAUAACACUUAAAAUUGGUUACUCAGUAAACACCCCUUGCUUCAUCAGACAAAAAUGGUGCAACUCUUUCUUUUCCGUAUAGCUUGGAUGAACAUGUUUAUCUUUUCUUCAGAAUUAAUACUGAUUUAAAACUGGUUCAUUGCCAAUUAAAUGUUUCCCAAAUUGUCAGCUACACAUAGGUAGUGGAAUAGGUUGUUACGGUAUUCAUACAUCAAUGUUGUUUUUUUUGUUUUUCUUUUCGAUUGAACGGUAUAGGCUUGCCAUUGCUGUUUAAAGCAGUUUUACACAGUAAAGCAAAAUCAGUAAAGAUUUUAAAGCAAACUUUGUUUCCUUUUUUUAAAUUGCCAUUAUACUGUUUAUUAAUCUCAAAGGAAUUGGCUCCAAGUGUAGUGCAUGCAAUACGCUCAGUUUACAUGUUCCAGGGGAAUUACAUGUACAAAAAGGUGAACUAUUGCCAUAUUUUCAUUGAGACUGAAUGCAAUUCAUUCUAGUGUUAUCAAAAGAAUUGAAGGCAUGUAAAUGGCUUGUAGUAGGUGUUAGUAUUUACAGUUCCUAUUACUACAAUUUACUGUCAUUUUUACAGAGAAAUAAAACUUUUGAAUGUAUGAAA